Messenger RNA from Octopus bimaculoides (California two-spot octopus), 9249 nucleotides. Its product is annotated as serine-protein kinase ATM. Gene Ontology annotation, biological process: DNA repair. NCBI's taxonomy places the organism in Eukaryota, Metazoa, Mollusca, Cephalopoda, Octopoda, Octopodidae. Gene Ontology annotation, molecular function: protein serine/threonine kinase activity; protein binding. The record is from RefSeq and is a predicted model, not a curated record.
CUCACCCGGUAUAUUCAAAGCGACCAAAAAUUGUACGCAAUAUAGGAAAUACCAUUAAAUAUAUAUAACAACACUUGUGUGUUUAGUUUCCCCCUCCCUCGUUGAAUUAGGUUAAUUAUUUUCUUAAAUCAUUUAUAUGUAGCAAUUGUACAUACUUCUUAUAUUAUUACUUCCUAUUAAAUAUACUCCCUUCACCAUCGACAGCCUUGACAAACACCAUUAAUAUAGAAGAAAUAUACAGUCUUUUAGAUUUGCUGUCAAAGGAAAGAUGGCAACAUUGAAGGCAUACACCAUCAGCCAGGGCCUGACAACUUCUAAAGUCACUGAGAGGAAGGAAAAUGUUGUUCAGCUGCGAGAACUGUUGAAAAAGAAAUCUGUGAUAGAAGAGCUAGAUAGUAAGCCAAAGUACUGGAAUGAGAUCCUGAAGAAUGUCAUACAAUAUGUCUAUAUUGAGAGUGAUUCUAUCAGGAAAUCAAGGGCCUCAGCAUCUAGUCAAGUGACCUCAAACAAGAAACGAGAGACUGCUUCUCUCUUCAAAUUUGUCGUCAAUACUGCUAAUAAGCGUGGUUGUUUAUUGAAAUGUGAAACAAUUGUGAAACAUAUCAGCCAUGUAUUGAAAGAGGACUUCUUAAGAGAAUCAUUUGGUCUUAUUUACAGCAGUCUACUACUGAAGGACAUAUUGUCAAUACGUAAAUACAUCAAUGACAUAAACCACAUUUCCCCAAAUUUGUGGCCUGAUCUUCUCUCCAUUUACUGUGAUAUAUUCCAGUCGGACAACAAUAGCCUGAAUAAUUUGUUAGUGACAAGACUUAUCUAUGCAUUAAUGCAGGCUGUCUCUUUACAGACUGAGCUACCAACAGAUGAACUUCUUCACUUUUACUUGAAUUUCUUCAAAACACCAAGCAAUAAGAAGGCAAAUAUGAAAGUGCUUGAAUACAUAUUGCUGUCAGCAAAUCUUUUUGUGCAACAAUCAGCUAUAAAUAACCAACACCAGAUGUGUCUGUUAGGCGAGUCAGCAAUACAACUUCUGCUCAACUUCUGGAGUCAACAAAACCAGCUACAACAACAAAUUCUGGUGUUUCUGAGUUUCCAACUACGUAUCCAUAAUCCAUCUGGUGCCAGAACAGAAGAGGAGGGUGCUUUUGCAGCAGAUUGGACUGUGUGGAAAUCUCAGCUGAAGAAAAUGUAUAAAAUAGUUCAUAAUUACCUGGAGGAAUGCAAUUCUCGUCACACGUUGUCAUCAAGUUCUCGUGACUCUGUUACAGUUUUGGGCAAGGAUUUGGUACAGUUUGCUGCUGACCUUUAUCACCAGAUGUUCUAUAUGACCAGUUCCUCUACUUCUACUCAUGAUUCUGAGUCAGAGAUUGUUGCCAAGAAACAGCGUCUGGAAUCUGGUUUAUCAGAAUUGAGAGAGAAAAUUAGUUCUGUGGGAGCAAACAAGAAAGUUAUUCCUUGGCUCCAGCUAAUGCACUGCUUGUUAGAGAGGCAUCCCUCAGAUUUCCAAGAUGGAGAGGCACAGCCCUUAUUACAGGUCCUUUCACAGUUUCAGUCUGACGCUAAAAGAUGUGAUGUCACAGAAUUAUUACUAAGCUGUCUCCAGAUCUUGGCUUCUGUGUUGACAACAGAAUAUGCUGAUAUAUGGACCAAAGUUUGGGAUAAUUGCCUCAAGAAGAUAAGCCUGCAACAUUGUCAAGACAGCAACUUCAAGCUAAUGUCAACACUUCUUCAUCACCAUUGUGUAAAUUUUCGUGAAGACAUCUGGAAAUUCUUUACCUCGUUUUACAUGACCCCAACUAAAGAUUCUGUCCAGUUCCUGGCAACUUAUUGUCAUUUCUAUGAUUUACCUGAGUACUACCAGUCAGAACUUUUAACUGGAUGGGUUAGUGUUGUUACGAGACCCAGCAUCAGCAAUCCUAGCAAUCACCUGUAUUUUCUACGCAAAGCAUUAAUUGACUGGUUACUUCCCUCAUGGGAAGAUAAGGAUGAGGAAACCAGUACUGUGUCAUCAAUGAAACAAUCCUUUGAGAUGACUGACUGUGACCUCAUUGCCUCACUACUCAUUACCCUCCUCCUUAGCCCAGUUGUUGUUGAUCCAUUCUGCCAUCAUUUGCCUCUAAGUACAGCUUCCAAUGCCAGUCCUUCACUUGUGGAAUCCCUUUAUCUAAAGAUGAAUUUUUACGAGGACCAGACAUUAACUUCCACAGUGGCAGUCCCAACAAAUAAUGACCAAAACAUGGCUAAGUGCCCUCUAUUUACUGUGAUAGAACAUUUUCUUAUGCACAUUGACAAACUUGUCUUGCACAUUCAGAAUCUCAACACAGAUGAUAACUGGUGUAUUCAGAAAGCGUCUUACAUCAGCUGUCUCCUUUCAAAGUGCCUUGCUUAUGUAGCCAACAGAGGCAUGAAUGAACUGUCUGAAUUACAUUCCAAUCUCUCAAACCAACUACAGACAACACUGACCAAACUUGAAGAAUUGUUCCAUAGGGCUAGAAAUGUCCAAGUUCGCUGCAAGUACAUCAAUGAAGCUGUACCACUUCUCUGCCAAUACUUCUCUGCUGACAACAUUGAUCAAUCCUAUAAAUGUCAGUAUUUUGACUUACUUCGUUCUCUGAUGCCAAAAGGUGUGUUGGACAGUCUUAUAGCUGUGGUCAAAGAACAGAUACUUCCAAGUUCUGUGAAUAGACAGUCAGAGAGGUUUCUUACACUUGAAAGUGAAUCUCCUGUUUCCUGUUCAGGGAACAAUACUCUAGAUGACAUGUUUGAUGAAGAAGAUGAUACAAAUAAUGAAUUUAAGGAGAGUGCCAUAAAAGAUGCCUUUUCUCAAGUUCUUUCUCCUGAGGAAACUCUCUGCUGCCAAGCUAUGCAGCUAUUGUGUUUGUGGCACAGUUAUAACAAACGGCAGACAUCAUACCUCUCUGACAACCUCCAGGAUAAAAUCAUGGAAAUCUUGGAAAAUCUCAAUAUCAUGAAAUCAUUUCAUUUACAAAUGUUUCAAACUAUUGUCUCCACACUUUGCUCAACACACCAACACCUCACUGAUUCUAAUCUGGAAUGUUUGAUGCUUACAGUCAGGAACAUAAUGAAACAACAUUGGCGAGACCCAGCUAUCUGCCAGAAAUGUAUUCACUUCCUUUUGAUGAUCCUGCCCCAUUUAUCUGGAGAAGAACAUGACACUACAUCAAAGAUUUCAGAAAAUCGUCUCAAUGCUCUGCAACUCUUUAAAAUUAUUUGGUCAUUACAAGAUGAUAAAAAAUAUAACACUAGUGUCCGCCUUUCACUUGCAACCUGUCUUCACACCUUCAUUAAGAUUGACCCAGAAGGUAAAUGGGCUGUGGACCCUAAUAAAGAUACCGGUGACCCCUUGUGGAAACUUUUCCCUAUCUAUUUGACUGAUCCUUGUUUCCAAAUUCGAUAUUUCUGUGCCUCCAAUAUUACCUGCCUGUUUCAAACUAAAGACAAAACUGGAAGAAACUGCUACCUCAGUCAAAACCAGCAGGAAUCAUCCUUCCGUGAUGUUUAUAAAUACUCUGAAGAAAAUUUGUCUGUUCUGGAUUCUAACCAAUGUGUACAGCUGAGUCACACAUCCAGUUUUCUUCUGGCUAUGUCAACUAUCAUCUGCAAUUGCCCACUGUAUGAGCGAAAAGCUAUUUAUAUUUGCUGCUCCCAAUCAGAAAACAUUUCAGUGGAUUUUGUUAAAAAGGUGCUCACCCUUUCAGCAAUAAAUCUGAAAUACAAAACUUUGCAAGAUUUAAUGGUUAUUCACUUACCAUUCUUGAUAAACAAGUGGUUAAGUGAUGGCCUUCCUAUCAAACAGUUUCCCUAUCAACUCCUCGAGUGUUCUUCAGAAGUAGACUUCUACACAAAAUAUACAUCAGUUUGUCUACCACUGGUGGCAGUGGUAAGAGCUGAGGUUGGUAUACAGGAAAGCCUUGCCCACUUACUUGGUGAAAGAUGGUUCCCUUUACAUCUUCAGGAAUGUUUAGUAACACUGCUGGUACACAUUUUGCCAUAUUUAACAGUACUGGAGAUUGCUGAAACUGUAGAAGAGAAAGUUAAAGAUAAAAUAUCUCAAGCUAAGAUGAACUAUCAAACUUUACUUCAGUAUUUCACCGAGGAGGAUAUUGAAAACUGUUUGAAGAAGAAUGUUUCUGACUUCAUUGUCCAGUUACUGCUCUGUCUAGAUGAAAAACCCGAUAAUGUGAUAACACCAAAUCCUAAUCCACCAUAUUACAAGAGAGAUGUCAUCAUGACAACCCUGCAGUACCUUGCCAACAAUUUUUCUGCCAGCAUCACUGAAGAACAUAAGCCAACUCUUGUGCAUUACCUGUCCCUGAAUGCAGAUCACUUCUGGAAGAUUCUGUUGCUUCUGGGAGUACAUAUGAACAGCUGCAGCCAGUUGUCAGAAGAAUACCGACUCAUGUGCAGCUAUCAACUCUUUGUUGACCUUUUACUGCAAGAAUUUGAUUCCAAACUCGGUGACUGCCAUUUCUAUAUUUUUCGAGAAGUACUCUGCCGAAUUUUACACCUCAUUGAGCGACUUGGACAGCAAAUCAAAGUCAUUCAGUGUUGUAAUGACGAGAAAUACAUAGAAGCCACCAUUGAACUUGCCUUGGAGCUGCUGCAGCAGUUCAACCUUGCUUCAAGUACAUCAUUCAGCAAGGAAUUCUCUAAAUUUUUGCCACAGAUUGUGAAGACCUUGAUGCCUUAUUGCUGUAGUUAUACUUUCAGUCACACAGUUCUUAAUCUGUUAGAAUCUAUGAUAUUUAAUGAUAAUUAUGAAAAAGGAAUUUUGGAGCUGGAUCCUUUUCCCAAGAGUGAGACUCUUCAGAAAUUCCGAAAAAGGCAUGAAUCUCUAAAAUAUAAAUGUGGCAAGUUUUCUCUUCAACAGGAAAUUGAAUGGUUUUUGAAAACAGGCAAGGAUGUCACACUUUAUAGAGGCACCCGGAGUGUAGAAAGUUUGAAAUUUCUCCACAAACAAUUGCAAAAGCACACCCAUAAAUUCAGAGAUUUAAUUGUACAAGAUGGUUCAGAAGAUAUUGUGUGCCAGCUUGUCCAAGAAUUAGCAUGCAUAAUUCAGAAUAAAUCUGGUGAAGUAGCAGAGGCAGCGGCUCUGUGUCUUGGUAUCAUUGGACCAGUUGACCUUUCUCUGUGGACAUCAUCAUCACAACUAAGUCGAAAUCUCUACCAGGAUCAAUCCCAGUUGGAAAAUCUUCCAGUUUACCAAGAGAAUACUAAACAACAGAAAUAUUUCCAGAUCUUCUACUUGUUAAACCAAUAUCUUGUUGAUUCUUGUAUGACCACUGUCCAAUGUGCUGCUCAAGUUCUAAGAUCUAUGUUGUCCACUAAAGCAGGGAGACAAUUUAAGCGUGAUUGCCUACGUGUCUCUUUCCUUUACAAGAGCUUUUACCCUUUCUUAAAGAGUAAAGGUCAUGUUAUAACCAAGGACUCUAGCAAGAGCAUCAACAUUGACAAUGAAGAGCUUUGGAACCCCAGUCAUAGCAACCAUAGUGACUGGAUCAGAAACCUCACUUGUUCUUUGAUUCAUAGUGAUGCUGUGAAAGAUGAAAUGCUACAAGUUCUAGGACCUAUCUGUCAGGUUAAGACUGAAUUCUGUGAAUUGGUUUUGCCAUAUUUAGUCCAUGACAUCUGCUUGAAUCAAGAAGGUGACAUAGAAGCUAUUCUCACACAACACAUCAAUAAUUUCUUUGUCCAGCAUUCAUCUAUCUCAAACUCACCCAAUGUAGAUGUGACUUCAAAAUCAACAGGUAAUACCAUCAAAAUAUGCAUGAAUAAGCAGUCUGUACAGAAGAUGCUAAACGUUGUACAGUACCUUCGGCAGCAACCUAGAACAACUCACUCUGCAAACAAAUCUUCUAAGAGGAGUGAGAAAUGUCCACAAACAAUUUGGCAGAACAACUUCUGGUUAGACCUUGAUUACAGCCACAUUGCAAAGGCUGCCAACUUCUGCUCUGCACAUUUCACAGCCAUCUUGUAUUCUGAAAUCUGGUGGUAUGCUCAAAUGGAAAAUCAGGAGGAAAAUAGUUCAGCUGAAGAAACAAGUGGAAGAUUCCAAGAUAGUUUAGCCUCACUAACUGACAAUCAUGUUAAAGUACAAGGUACAUUGCUGAAGGCUUAUCGAGAAAUUGGGGACCCAGAUGGACCCUAUGGUUGUGGGGCUGGAACCCUUUCAGAUCCUACUUCAAGAAUUCAGCUCUAUGAGCAUGAAAACCAGUGGAAGAAAGCCAUUGUUUCUUAUGAUAUUCUAAUGACUGAGCCAGAACCAACUGUGCAGCUGGGCAUGCUCAAGUCACUGCAUAAAUGUGGACUCAACCACAUUUUGGGCACCUACCUCAACAAACUAGACAGUUCCAUCUCCCCUGAACUGCAAGAAUUACAGUAUGAAGCUGCCUGGAGGACAGCACAGUGGAACCUAGAUGUACCUACUAGGUUAAACACCAGCUGGGACUUCCACAAAUCUUUGUAUGCUGCAAUGACCUAUCUAUCACGCAACCAGGAGGAGCCAGCUUUAGAAGCAGUACACUUUGCAAAGUUAUCUGUGAUGAGGACAUUACAUGAAAGUAGUUUAGAGAGUUGCAGUCCAUUAUAUCUUGCCCUCAGUAGACUAGCAUGUCUUGCACAGUUAACUGAAAUGCUAGAACUGGACAGAGACAGCAACACAAAAAGCAAUAACUUGCACAUGCUUCUUGAGAAAUGGGAAAUACAGCGGCAGAUUUGGAGGGCUGACUUUGAGUUUGUGGAGCCAGUACAACAUCUGUGUUGUGUGUUGCUAUCAGUGUGUGGUGAACAACCAGGACAUCAACUUGAUGGUCUUGCCAGGCAGUACCAGAACCUUAUCAAAGCUGCUUGUCAAGAUGGCAAAUAUGAGAUUGCUGAACGUUGCCUCUACCUUCUGGAUGAGUUAAAGAAGAAACACACAUUGGAACAAUCUGUAAUUUUACAAACUGAUUUUGAGAGAGCUAAUUUUCUAUGGAAGCGGGGUGAACAAACUGCAGCUAAGAAUCUGAUGAAGACUAUCAUCAUACAGUUAGAGGGAGAUGCCACUGGAGUGGUAUGUAGUGAAAUUGCUCAACUUUAUCCAUCAGCACUGAAUACCUAUGGUAAUUGGUUGGCUGAGACACGAUCAGAGAAUCCAAAAGUUAUUAUGCAGUUUUAUCUUGCUAAGGCUGUCUCAAAGCUGCAAGAUACAGAAUCUACCAAAAGCAAUGUUGCUAUUGAAGCACAUGCCUCUCUAGCAAACUAUGCACACCAACAAUACCGCAAUAUUAGAAAUUACAUGAACUCCAAGGAUUUUGGAGUGAAGAAGGACUUGAUGAAGGAUGCACAAAGAGAUGUACGGGAACUGUGUAACCUGGAAGGUAAUGUGAACAACAGGUUUGUGUCCACCCUCCAGCGUCAGUCAGCCAUUGAUGAAGCAGAAGUGUCAGCUGCAACAGAAGACUGUUACAAGUUCCUCCAGAAAGCCAUUGUAAAUUUCAUCAAAUGUCUUCACUUUGGUGACCAUCAUGAUAUUCACAUAUUUACAUUUGUUUCUCUUUGGUUUGACAAUGCUCGAUCUCCAAAUGUCACAAAGCUUCUACGGAAAUAUAAAAUAACUUGUGUGAAAACUUGUAAAUUCCUUCCUUUGAUGUACCAACUUGCUGCUAGAAUGGACUCACAUGAAACACCAUUUCAGAUAUUACUGAACGAGAUCUUAAGUAAAGUGACACAAGACCAUCCUCACCAUGUCCUCCCUAUUAUCAUGGCAUUAGCCAACAGUCAUGAAGAUAGUCAGUAUCUGCAAGUAUUUAAGAAAAAGACUGAAACUCAUACUGAUGGGGAAGGUCUCAGUUAUCAGAACCGUGUAAAUGCUGCUAAACAGUUGCUGACUGAACUGUCCAAAUCUAAAAUUGGAGAUUGUGUAAGGGAGAUGAUGGAUUUAUGUAAAGCCUAUAUCGAACUGGCCUACUUUGAUGUUCAGAAAUACAAGACACAAACAGGUGCUUUAUCUUUACCUAACUCCUUAGAACUUAACAAACAGAAACAACUCCAUCAUGUUGCUGUGGCAACAGCAUUUAUCCCAGUGCAGCCUGAUGGCAACUAUUCAGACAUUCCAUAUAUCAUUGGCUUUGACAACACUUUCAAGUUAGCUGGUGGCAUCAAUUUACCAAAAAUCAUCCAGUGUCAUGGAUCCAAUGGAAAGAAAUACAAGCAGCUUGUUAAGGGACGAGAUGACCUGAGACAAGAUGCUGUUAUGCAGCAAGUGUUUGGUUUAGUAAAUGAACUUCUUAACAAUGACCCAGAUGCUCACAAAAGGCAGUUAAAGAUCCGUACUUACAAGGUAAUUCCAUUGUCACAAAGGAGUGGCCUCCUGGAAUGGUGUGAAGGAACUCAGCCCCUGGGAGAAUAUCUUGUUGCCAAAAAUAAAGGAGCUCAUCAAAAAUAUCGACCUAAAGAUUGGACAGUUGGAGAAUGUCGUCAGAAUUUAACUUCAGCAAGAACAUUAACACAGAAGAGGGCUGCCUACACAGAAAUUUGUCAACAUUUUCAUCCUGUGAUGAGACACUUUUUCUUUGAAAAGUUCCUUGACCCAGUCCAGUGGUAUGAAUGUCAUGUGGCAUAUAUCAAAAGUGUGGCCACUAAUUCUAUUGUUGGUUACAUCCUUGGAUUAGGAGAUCGUCAUGUCCAGAAUAUUCUAAUUGACUGUACAAAGGCUGAACUUGUACACAUUGACCUCGGAAUUGCAUUUGAACAGGGGAAGAUAUUACCAACACCAGAGACUGUACCAUUCCGUUUGACCAGGGACAUUGUUGAUGGUAUGGGUGUGUGUGGUGUGGAGGGUAUCUUUAGAAGGUGCUGUGAAAAAACCAUGCUAGUUAUGCACACAAACCAACAAUCACUGAUAACCAUUCUGCAAGUUCUUCUCUAUGAUCCUCUUUACAACUGGACACUAUCCCCUUCAAAAGCUAAUCAACUGCAACAGUUGAAAGAAUUGAAGAACAAUCCAGUCUCACAUGAAGACAACUUUGAUGGAGUAAAUGACAAUGAACCAGACAAACCCAAUGUAAACCGUUUGGCUGAAAGAGUGUUGCUGCGACUACAACAAAAGCUGCAAGGUAUUGAAGAUGGAAUUCAGUUGUCAUUAGGAGGUCAAGUCAACCAUCUUAUACAAGAAGCUCAAAACCCUGAUAAUUUGUGUAGACUCUAUCCUGGCUGGCAACCUUAUAUUUGAUAAAUAUUUUCUAUUUUUAA